This is a messenger RNA of Chroicocephalus ridibundus (black-headed gull), 508 nucleotides long. RefSeq names its product 7SK snRNA methylphosphate capping enzyme-like. The record is from RefSeq and is a predicted model, not a curated record. The coding region runs from base 169 to 468 and encodes 99 amino acids. The transcript is spliced from 4 exons. NCBI's taxonomy places the organism in Eukaryota, Metazoa, Chordata, Aves, Charadriiformes, Laridae.
CUGGCGGCGCUGGGGCUGCCCCCCGGGGGGGGCCGGCAGGCGCUGGGGGGGCUCCUGCGGCUCUACCGGGAGGCGGCGGCGGGGGGGGCCCGGCGAGAGCAGCAGCUGCGGGGGCUGCGGCAGCGCCUGGCGCCCCUCCAGGGCCGUGUGGCCGCCUGUGCCCGGGCCAUGGCGGCGGCGCGGGCCGAGGCCGAGCGGCUGCGGGAGCAGAACCGGCGCCUGCGGGAGCUGCUGGGGGCCCGGGGGGCGCAGGGGUCCCGGCGCAGCAGCUCCCAGCACCGACCCCUGGCUCAGCCCCACGGGGAGCCCAGGGCGGGCACAGCCCCACGGAGACCCCGGCGCCCCGGCAGCAGGGAGCCCCUCGGGGGUCGGAGCCCCCCCGGCCCCCCCCGGCCCCACGGCGGGACCCCGACCUGGAGCAGGAGCUGCAGCGGCUGCGGGAGGAGGCGGCGGCCGGGAGGGAGGUGAUCGCCCUGCAGCACCGCUGCCUGCAGGUACGGGGGGGGGA